AUGAGUGACAAAAACACACGAAGAAGACGCAGAAGCGGAAGAGACGUGGCACAUAAACAGAGUGAGGAAGGAAUCAGCUAGCUGAGUUUGCUGAUGACAGCUUCUGCUCCUGCUUUCCACGUGAAUUUGACAAGGAAGCUUAAAUGACAGUCGUACAACAUAACCUGAAACGAACGGGACUUGAUUAAAGUUUGUGUGACAGGUGGCUAUGGGUCUCUGCAAGUGUCCGAAGAGAAAGGUGACCAAUUUAUUCUGCUUCGAACAUCGUGUAAAUGUGUGCGAACAUUGCCUGGUCUCCAACCACAACAAGUGUAUCGUGCAGUCAUAUUUGCAAUGGCUCCAGGACAGCGAUUACAACCCCAACUGCACUCUGUGUAAUAAUCCUCUGAAUGCUCAAGACACUGUCAGGCUGGUCUGCUACGAUGUGUUUCACUGGUCUUGUCUUAAUAACUUGGCCUCUCGGCUGCCCCUCCAUACGGCUCCAGCGGGAUACCAGUGUCCCACCUGUCAGGGUCCAGUGUUCCCCCCUUCAAACCUUGCCAGCCCAAUUGCUGAUGUGCUGAAAGAACAGCUGUCAUCUGUUAACUGGGCUAGAGCUGGUUUAGGGCUGCCGCUGAUUGAAGAGCCCAUUGGGGUGCUUGAGGAGACCACAGCUAAUGAUGUCACUGAUUAUACUAACUGGUCAACAUUUGAUGCACAAGAACAAAGUAACAUUUACCCCAGCCACUCUUACAACACCAGCCUCAGCCCAGCCCCAAAUUCUGUCUCACCUCCAGUACAGGAAGACCUUGGAGGUCCUCGUAAAAAUGUGGAUCCAAAUAUGCAGGAGCACUCUGUGGUCAACUUUCCUACUGCCACUACCAGUGACACAGUUACACUACACACAGCAUCGUCACCAAGAAAGAUCUACGACACACGGGACAUUGAUCACAGCUCUGCCACACGGAUUGACUUUGACGAUGACAAGUACCGGAGACGGCCAGCGUUAAGUUGGUUUGCUCAAAUUCUCAAAAAUCGCACAGGUGGAAAGCGGACAUCUCUGUCCUGGAAACAGCGGGUCUUCAUGCUCCUUGUGGUCGGAGUUCUGGGAUUCUUUACGUUGAUAAUCAUCAUGGCUAAACUUGGACGUGCCUCUGCUGGCUCCGACCCAAAUUUAGAUCCUCUUCUUAACCCCAACAUCCGUGUGGGGAAAAACUGAAAACAAGCAUUGAUUCCUUCUUUUCCUUUUAUGUUACACAAUAUAAGCCUGUGUAGAACAAGCUGAAAUGGGACUUUCUAAUACAUGGUUAGCCCAACAGAGGGAGCCGCUUACCCAACUUGAAUGGAAAAGAGAAAGAGACGCUGCACCUGCGUUAGAAUGGAGGCAAUCUCUGGUUCCAUUCAUUUGCAUCAGGCAGUAGGAACAUGUCAGGGCCCCUUCAAAGACCAUAACAAAUCUCACAACAUUCAGAAGUUUCCUGUGGUUCAAGCAAAGCAACCGGCAAACUCCAAAGGUGACCAAGGCCCGGUGCAUAUAGACAAAGGAUCUGGUUAUUUUUGCUUUGAAAAGCAAAUGAUGAAGAGGGGUAUUAUUCAUAUAUACAAUUCCAGCUAACAUUUGUCAGUGAUCUUUGUAAGUUCUUUUUUUUCCAAGUUCAGUAGAAACUAAUUAAACACUGUUGAUGUUGAAAGAACAUCUUAAGCUGGCAGAAAAGUCAGAAUAUAUCUGUUCAGCAGCGAAACCUCUACACGGUUAUAAUGAAAUGAUUCCACUUGAUUUGAUUUGCGUGGCCUUGUGCGUUUCUCCUUUAGAGAAGAUGUGGCCCUCACAACUGGAAUCAAAUAUACCCCACACAUGAUUAAUACAUAAGUAUUUAUGGGUGUUUGCAUUACUUCUGAAAUUGAGUGCAUUGCUUUUAGAUUUGUCAUACAUAUUGUAUGUACAUUUUCCUGAUGUUUUUGACUGUCUAUUAAAUGGGGAAUACUACAGAA
Molecule: messenger RNA, 1971 nt
Organism: Sander lucioperca (pikeperch)
Lineage: Eukaryota; Metazoa; Chordata; Actinopteri; Perciformes; Percidae
Gene: zfpl1
Product: zinc finger protein-like 1
Exons: 8
Coding region: 209-1198 (329 amino acids)
Cellular component (GO): Golgi apparatus
Source: RefSeq, a predicted model, not a curated record